AUGAAACUUAUAUUUGCAUUGUCUUGCACUCCUGGGUCUGCUUUUGUGGGUUUGAUGGGAAGUGAAAUGGAUUAUAGUUCUGGGGAAGACGCAGACGUAAGUGAAUCCAAAAUAGAUCAGUAUGAAGAUAUAGCUUAUGAAGAAUUGAAGAGUGGAAGCCACCUCAUCAGAAUAUCCAAUGAAGCUUACACUUGCCCAUACUGUCCAAAGAAAAGAAAGCGAGAUUACCUAUACAAGGAACUCUUACAGCAUGCAAGUGGUGUGGGCAAGUGUAAUUCACAAAAGAGAAGUGCAAGAGAUAAAGCCAAUCAUCUAGCAUUGGCAAAAUACUUGGAGAAAGAAUUAGCAGUUGUCGUGGGUCCGUCAGAACCUGUUGCUGAGGUUGAUCCUCUAGCAGAUCAUGAUGGUGAUGAGAUGUUUGUGUGGCCAUGGAUAGGAAUUGUUGUUAACCUUCCUACUGAAAGGAAGGACGGGCGUUGUGUUGGGGAAAGUGGUUCUAAGCUAAGGGACCAGUUUAUAUGGAGAGGCUUCAAUCCCACAAGAGUGCACCCUCUCUGGAAUUAUCGUGGCCAUUCAGGAAGUGCGGUUGUGGAAUUCAAUAAUGGUUGGUCUGGGUUCAACAAUGCCAUGUCUUUUGAGAAGGCUUACGAGGCUGAUCAUCAUGGGAAAAAGGACUGGGAGGCAGUGAAUGCUCAAAAGUCUGAUGCUUCUGAUCUUUAUGCUUGGGUAGCUCGUGCUGAUGACUACAAUUCCAAUGGCAUAAUUGGGGAACAUCUCCAUAAGAUGGGAGACAUUAGAACCAUCUCUGAUAUAAUGGCGGAUGAAGCCCGUAAGACAAGUCAGCUAGUAUGUAAUUUGACAAAUGUCAUCGAGGUUAAGAAGAUGCACUUAAAAGAGAUGGAGGAAAAAUGCAAUGAGACUUCAAAGUCCCUUAGCAUGUUAAUUGCUAAAAAAGAUGAGCUUUAUCUGGAUUACAAUGAAGAGAUAAAAAAGAUUCAGUCAAGUGCGCGGGAACAUUUUCAGAAGAUUUUUAAUGACCAUGAAAAGCUUAAGCUGCAAUUGGAAACUCAAAAGAGAGAGCUCGAGCUCAAGGGUGAAGAAUUGGAGAAACGUGAGGCGCAAAAUGAAAACGAAAGAAAAAAGCUCUUUGAAGAGAUUGAAAAGAAUACUAUGGAAAAUAGUUCACUUCAGACAGCUGCUGAAGAGCAGAAAAAAACUGAUGAAAAUGUAAUGAAAUUGGCAGAUAUACAGAAGAAGCAAAAAGAGGAUCUCCAUAAGAAAAUCAUUCAGCUGGAAGAACAACUGGAUGCAAAGCAAGCAGUGGAGCUAGAAAUUGAGCGUCUGAGAGGAACAUUAAAUGUUAUGAAGCACAUGGGAGAUGAUGGUGAUUUAGAAGUUUUACAAAAGGUGGAGGCAAUGCAGACAAUGUUGAGGGAAAAGGAAGGAGAAUUUGAGGAUUUAGAAUCAUUGAACCAAGCUUUAAUAGUGAAGGAGCUCAAGAGCAAUGAUGAGCUUCAGGAAGCUCGUAAAGAACUGAUUAAUGGCUUGAAAGACCUAUCAGAGACUGCUCAUAUAGGUAUUAAGAGAAUGGGGGAGCUCGACAACAAACCAUUCCAUGAAGCAAUUAAGAGGAAGUAUAAUGAAGUAGAAGCAGACGAGAGAGCUUCAGAAUUGUGCUCAUUGUGGAAGGAGUAUCUUCGAGAUCCUGAUUGGCAUCCCUUCAGAGUCAUCAAUGUUCAUGGAAAACAUCAGAGAGUUCUACAUGAUGAAGAUGAAAAGUUGAAAGGUCUGAAGAAUGAAUUUGGUGAUGAAGUCUACAAGGCUGUCACAACAGCUUUGACCGAAAUCAAUGAUUACAAUCCAAGUGGAACAUAUAUCAUUUCAGAGCUGUGGAACUACCCUGAAGGUCGGAAAGCUACUUUGAAAGAGGGAGUCGCCUUCAUACUGAAACAAUGGAAAAUCUUCAAGCGCAAGAGCGGGAUGGAUUGAUGGUCGGAAUUAUGUCAUGCCUAGUGUAAACUAUUGCAGUCCGUAUCUAUGUCAAGAAUAAUGAAGGGUCACAAUGCCACUAGAGUUUUCCAUAUAACAAAGUGGCUGGGUGAUGCAGACAUAGUUUUGAGAGAUCUGUAAGAAUGAACUAUGGAACUAUGU
Messenger RNA from Ilex paraguariensis (yerba mate), 2151 nucleotides. NCBI's taxonomy places the organism in Eukaryota, Viridiplantae, Streptophyta, Magnoliopsida, Aquifoliales, Aquifoliaceae. The record is from the annotation of a GenBank genome assembly.